AUGCUCAACGCACGAGAGCUUCAUGCGCCAUGUCCUACAGGGUCUGGUGCAAUUACGGUUGCCGAUGAAACACAACCGAUCGAGAACCGAGACAACCCCAAUCUACUUGACAAGCCCAAAGGGCAGAGUAAAUCUGAUGAUAUCGAACGAGGCAUCACACAGGCAGGGAACGGAAAAGAACAGGUCGACGAUCCUGCCACGUCAAAACCAUGGGCAGAGAACAGCGGUUCUGCUUUCAAGGCUCUGGGCUGGCUUGACAGGCUGCUGGCCCUUUGGAUAUUUCUUGCCAUGGCUUUCGGCAUCAUUCUGGGCAACUUCGUCCCGAACAUUGGUCCGGCUCUGCAGAAGGGAAAAUUCAACAAUGUGUCCGUUCCAAUUGCCAUCGGUCUACUCGUCAUGAUGUACCCAAUCCUAUGCAAAGUGCGUUACGAGUCGUUGCACCGUGUUCUCGCGCACCGCGAAAUCUGGAAGCAAAUUGCCUUUAGUGUAUUCGUCAAUUGGAUUGUGGCCCCGUUCCUUAUGCUUGGUCUGGCUUGGGCUUUCCUUCCAGACGAGGACGGAUUGCGAGAGGGUCUCAUCCUCGUCGGACUUGCAAGAUGCAUCGCUAUGGUCUUGAUAUGGAACGGACUGGCUGGCGGCGAUUCAGAAUACUGCGCUAUUCUUGUGGCGAUCAACUCGUUCCUUCAAAUGGUCCUCUACGCUCCAAUGGCUGUCUUCUUCCUAAGCAUAAUCAGUGGAGGGUCUGCAGCCCAGGGCAUAUCUUACACAACAGUCGCCACGAGCAUUGCCGUCUUCCUAGGCAUCCCCCUCGGCGCUGCAAUCAUGACCCGUUUCCUCGUCCGCAGGCUCGGCAGCUCGCGGUGGUACAACGAGGUGUUCAUGCAUUUUUUGUCUCCGUGGUCACUCAUCGGUCUCCUAUACACCAUCCUCGUCCUAUUUGCUUCUCAAGGCCGCCAGGUCGUACAGCAGAUCGUAUCGGUGGUCCGCGUUGCUGCGCCACUCAUCGUCUACUUCGUCAUCAUCUUCUUCUUGACUCUCUGGCUAUCGCGCCGCAUCGGCUUCGCCUACUCGCUCUCGGCGACACAGAGCUUUACAGCCGCUAGCAACAAUUUUGAGCUGGCCAUUGCCAUUGCGGUCGCGGCCUUUGGGCCGGAUAGCCAGCAGGCGCUUGCUUCGAGUGUGGGACCACUGAUCGAGGUCCCUAUGCUGAUCACACUUGUAUAUCUGGUCCGAUUGGUAUCGAGAAAGUGGCAAUUCAGGGCGUAA
Molecule: messenger RNA, 1266 nt
Organism: Diaporthe amygdali
Lineage: Eukaryota; Fungi; Ascomycota; Sordariomycetes; Diaporthales; Diaporthaceae
Product: Arsenical-resistance protein Acr3
Exons: 4
Coding region: 1-1266 (421 amino acids)
Biological process (GO): antimonite transmembrane transport; arsenite transport
Cellular component (GO): plasma membrane
Molecular function (GO): antiporter activity; arsenite transmembrane transporter activity; antimonite transmembrane transporter activity
Source: RefSeq, a predicted model, not a curated record